AUGGGUACCCCACUAGAAUUAGGAUUUUUAUCUUUUAGUGUUGCAUUUACGUCCAUAUCAUUCAUAUUUUUAUUAUAUCAAUGUAUAAUAAAUUUUACAAAAUUACGACUUGCGUGUUUAUUAUCCACAUUUACAAUAAUUAUAAUUAGUAUAAGUAAUUUUUACUGGGAUCAGGAUCCAACAAAAUUAUUUAUACCAAGAAGUGUUUAUUGGAUAUUAUUUGCAUUUAUUAGAGCAACUUAUACGACUAUAAUAGUCGUAUGUAUGUUAGAUAUGGGUAGAAAAUUUUAUGAAAAAUAUCGUUGGAAUACUACACUUUUUAAAGCUACUGUAUUACAUUUAAUUAUUUUUGACUGUAUAAAUAUUGCUGAUGCCGUUUUAAUUCUCAUUCAUCUGAGUGAUACAUCUAAUUUACCUUUAUUUAUCGGUCAGUUGAUUGUAGGAGUUAUAACAAUACUAUCAUCAUUCCUCUAUUCUUUCUUACCGGUUAUAUCAUUACGUAUAUGUUUUAAUAACAGACAACAAUCAUCUAUUAUUAAAAGAAAAAGAAUGAAUAAUAUAAGCGCUCAAUCAGCUGCUGUAGGUGCUUGGUAUAUGAGCAUAACUGGUAUAUUAUCAAUUUGUUAUUUAAUACUUUAUUUGGUCACUUUUGCUUUUACGGAUAAAUUAAGUUAUAGUGCAAUUGGUAACUCUUUUGAUUCAUUAAUAAGAACUGGUAUUUCUUUAGCUGUAGCUUUACCCCCUCCUACUAAAUUAAUUCAAUUUAUGAAAUCAAAAAUUAUUAUAUCUUAUGAUGUUCCUCAUGAUUCUAAUGAUAUUAGAGAAAGUUGCAAAGUUUUAAAAGUUGAUGAUCAAGAAUUUGAAGAAUCUGCUUAA
This is a messenger RNA of Rhizophagus irregularis DAOM 181602=DAOM 197198, 876 nucleotides long. RefSeq lists its product as uncharacterized. The record is from RefSeq and is a predicted model, not a curated record. NCBI's taxonomy places the organism in Eukaryota, Fungi, Glomeromycota, Glomeromycetes, Glomerales, Glomeraceae.